Molecule: messenger RNA, 249 nt
Organism: Sporothrix schenckii 1099-18
Lineage: Eukaryota; Fungi; Ascomycota; Sordariomycetes; Ophiostomatales; Ophiostomataceae
Exons: 1
Coding region: 1-249 (82 amino acids)
Source: RefSeq, a predicted model, not a curated record
AUGAGGAAAAACAAGGAAGAGAUCGCAAGGAAAAACGAGCAGAAUGGAAAGAAGAAUGGUAAGCCGACAAGGACGAAAGGGACAAAAAGCGGACGCGAGACGAGGCGGAGGAGAGAGAUGGGCGAGCGCAAGUCGAUAGUGCGUGCCGGCGUCGUCGUCUGCUGGCUCGCUCGUAGCGUGCUCGAUGGGAGGGUUGAUGAUGAUGUCCCCGGGGGGGAGAAGAAAAGAAGAAAACAAGUCAAGGUGUAG